GUCCGGAGCUGGUGCCCUCUCUCCAUCAGCUGCUCAGAUAUUCAUGAAUCGCUGCGUCUUCCAGCGCCGCUUUCUCUCUCCCUCUGCUUUUCUGGCGCGGCUCUCCCGCUCUCCCUCCCUCCCUCCCUCUGGCUUCUGCUCUUUCUUACUCCUUCUCUCAGCUGCUUAACUACAGCUCCCACUGGAACUUGCACAAUCAAAAACAGCUCUCCUCUCCAGCAGCCUCCAGAAACGCAUCACCUGGAGCAGAGCGACUCUCCCAGCGCGCCCGCCGCAGAACCGCCAGGUAGCUGGGGGCGCGCAGGGGGUGCCCUUCUCCCAGUUGGCAGCAGCUGGAGCCUCUCCCCGGAAUCCGCUGCAUCCCGGGGUCCUGCAGCCGUGAUGCCUGCGUGUCGGAGCAAUGAUGGAAAGAGAAAAGCCACUGCCCUUGGCAACUGAGAGUGGGGAGAGGUUGCUGCAGUAGCCGGUGCUGCAGAAUGUGUGAGUGAAAACCUGAGCCCCGCUAGAUUCUCCAUCCCGCUCCGUCUUCGUUAACUAUCUCCAGGAGGCAAACCGGGAACCAGAUGCACUGACCAGGCGGGGGCCACCCUGGAUUUAUAACUGUGAACUCCCCACUGUGGAAAAUGGUAAACAAAGACAUGAAUGGAUUCCCAGUCAAGAAAUGCUCAGCCUUCCAAUUUUUUAAGAAGCGGGUACGAAGAUGGAUCAAGAGCCCCAUGGUCAGUGUGGACAAGCAUCCGAGCCCCAGCCUAAAGUACAUGGGCCCCUCCGCAGUGCACAUGCCGCCCGGGGAGCCGGACUUCGAGCCGUCCUUGUGUCAGACGUGCCUGGGAGACCAUGCUUUCCAAAGAGGGGUUCUCCCUCAGGAGAAGGAAUCGUGCUCAUGGGAAACGCAGUCUGGGUGUGAAGUGAAAGAGCCCUGUAAUCAUGCCACCAUCCUGACCAAGCCUGACCCAAGAACCUUCUGGACUAAUGAUGAUUCAGCUUUCAUGAAACAGAGAAGGAUGGGCCUGAACGACUUUAUUCAGAAGAUUGCCAAUAAUUCCUAUGCAUGCAAACACUCUGAAGUUCAGUCCAUUUUGAAAAUCUCUCAACCUCAGGAGCCUGAGCUUAUGAAUGCCAACCCUUCUCCUCCUCCAAGUCCUUCUCAGCAAAUCAACCUGGGCCCAUCUUCCAAUCCUCAUGCUAAACCGUCUGACUUUCACUUCUUGAAAGUGAUUGGGAAGGGCAGUUUUGGAAAGGUUCUUCUAGCAAGACACAAAGCAGAAGAAGCAUUCUAUGCAGUCAAAGUUUUACAAAAGAAGGCGAUCCUGAAAAAGAAGGAGGAAAAGCACAUUAUGUCGGAGCGGAAUGUUCUCCUGAAGAAUGUGAAACACCCUUUCCUGGUGGGCCUUCAUUUCUCUUUCCAGACUGCUGACAAACUGUACUUUGUCCUAGACUACAUUAACGGUGGAGAGUUGUUCUACCAUCUCCAGAGGGAGCGAUGCUUCCUGGAACCACGGGCUCGGUUCUAUGCUGCUGAAAUAGCCAGUGCCUUGGGUUACCUGCACUCUCUGAACAUCGUUUAUAGAGACUUAAAACCAGAGAAUAUUUUGCUAGAUUCACAGGGACACAUUGUCCUUACCGACUUUGGACUCUGCAAGGAGAACAUUGAACACAACGGCACGACAUCCACCUUCUGCGGCACACCUGAGUAUCUUGCACCUGAGGUCCUUCACAAGCAGCCUUAUGACAGGACUGUGGACUGGUGGUGCCUGGGGGCCGUCUUAUAUGAGAUGCUGUAUGGUCUGCCUCCAUUUUACAGCCGAAACACAGCUGAGAUGUACGACAACAUUCUGAACAAGCCCCUCCAGUUGAAACCAAAUAUUACGAAUUCUGCAAGACACGUCCUGGAGGGCCUUCUGCAGAAGGACAGGACGAAGAGGCUGGGUGCCAAGGAUGACUUUAUGGAGAUUAAGAAUCAUGUCUUCUUCUCCGUAAUUAACUGGGAUGAUCUCAUUAAUAAGAAGAUUACUCCCCCUUUUAACCCAAAUGUGAGCGGACCCAGCGACCUGCGGCACUUUGACCCCGAGUUCACCGAAGAGCCGGUCCCCAAUUCCAUUGGCCGGUCCCCCGACAGCAUCCUCCUCACCGCCAGCGUCAAGGAAGCAGCCGAGGCCUUCCUGGGCUUCUCCUACGCCCCUCCCGUGGACUCCUUCCUCUGAACAGUCCAAGGGUGGUGGGUGGGUUGCAAAGGACCACAUGUGGGUUCAGGAAACGUUUCAGUUAGCCUUUUGGCAGAGCCGCCAGCUGACAGGACCUCCUAAAAGAGAAUUUGCACAUCCCUGGAAGCUUGCGCACCUUGGCAGUCAUUAUUGCACAGUUUGCUGGAAGCUUUUUCUCGAAGAGCACAUCCUCCUCAGUGAGCUGGCGAGGUUUGCAUUUUUAUCCUGCCUUCCACUGUGGUGCUAACUCUGGCAGGCGCGUUAGAGGGAGGGCUGCCCAAGACAGAGGCCAGGGGUCGCGCUCGAAGGAGGACGCUGUUCUGAGAAGGAGCUUCGGAAGGUCUGUCCCAGGCCACGAAUCUUCAACGAAAUGUGCCUUUUCUGAUGAGAUCGUCUUCGCUCCAAAGCUUUUUCCUAUGGCCGCGUGUGUCCGUUCCCUGUUGCUCCUCGUGGACUUCCUGUGUGAUCAGCCCUGUGUGCGUGUGGAGUGCUUGCUGAAGGACUCAGCUCUGAGCAUCAAUGUGACACUUGCAGGACACUACAACGUGGGACAUUGUUUGUUUCUUCCAUAUUUGGAAGAUAAAUUUAUGUGGAGACUUUUUUUUUUUUUGUAAGAUAUAGUUAAUAACUAAAAUUUAUGGUAAAUGGUCUUGCAACGACUUGUAUCCAGAUGCUUAAAGAAAGCAUUGCUGCUACAAAUAUUUCUAUUUUUAGAAAGGGUUUUUAUGGACCAAUGCCCCAGUUGUCAGUCAGAGCCUGGUGUUUUCAUUGUUUAAAAUGUCACCUGUAAAACGGGCAUUAUUUAUGUUUUUGUUUUUGUUUCUUUUUGGCAUUCCUGAUAAUUGUAUGUAUUGUAUAAAGACAGUCUGUACAUUGGGUUAUAACACUAGUAUAUUUAAACUUACAGGCUUAUUUGUAAUGUAAACCACCAUUUUAAUGUACUGUAAUUAACAUGGUUAUAAUAUGUACAAUUCCUCCCCCCUCCCAACACACACUUUUUUGUGUGUGUGAUAAACCAACUUCGGUUUGCAAUAAAACCUUGAAAAAUAUUUACAGAAA
Messenger RNA from Sus scrofa (pig), 3263 nucleotides. It is a transcript of the gene SGK1, whose product is annotated as serum/glucocorticoid regulated kinase 1. Gene Ontology annotation, molecular function: phosphatidylinositol binding; protein serine/threonine kinase activity; ATP binding. The record is from RefSeq and is a predicted model, not a curated record. NCBI's taxonomy places the organism in Eukaryota, Metazoa, Chordata, Mammalia, Artiodactyla, Suidae. Gene Ontology annotation, biological process: protein phosphorylation.